AGCUUCGAAAUUCCGGUAACUUCCGCUUUGGAUGUCCCAAUCCCACGUACCGAGCUCUCGAAGCUCAUCAACGGAUUCCAGCCUCGCGCAAUGGAAGACAAAUGGUUCGUCUAUGCGAAUGAGCCUGAUGCGCAAGGAAAUACUGUUGUGCAUAUGUUUCGAAGCUGGACGGGACACAAGAUGGCGGAGUUGAAGAUUCAUGUCCCGCUUGAUGACGAUGGAAAGUUUGCGGAGGAAGAUUCGAAGAUCACAGAGAUCACGUGGGAAUCGGAUCCAGAGCGGCAUAGAAAUCAGACGGAAGAGGGGGCAAAAGCUAUGGCGAGGGAAGUGUGCAACUGGGUUUUGGAUGUGAAGUUAGGAUAG
Molecule: messenger RNA, 363 nt
Organism: Hyaloscypha bicolor E
Lineage: Eukaryota; Fungi; Ascomycota; Leotiomycetes; Helotiales; Hyaloscyphaceae
Exons: 1
Source: RefSeq, a predicted model, not a curated record